GUCGAGUUGACAGAUUGCAAGUUUGGAAGCAAAUUCGAGCCCCACUGUGCGGGCUCGAGCUCAUGCAUUUUGCAAAUAGAUGGUUUUAAUCCGGGAAUGUUCCAGAAAAGUCACAAUGGGAAGCAGGGGAGAAAGAGAUGAACAAAGUAUUGGAGAGACAUCAAGUGCCCGUGAGAGGAGGUACAGAUCGUUGAGGCUGGAAGAAGUGAGUGGCCCAGAGUAUUGGAUGUUGUGGUGUCAUUGUGAAACAACAUCCUCAGAAGAGGAAGAUACAGAAACACAUGAAACAAUUGAGAAAAGCAGAACAAAGAAUGAGGCGCAGCGUCGCAACAACAACAAUCCUACGGGUGGUACAUAUACUACAGCGUACUGCGUCGAGGCCAUGGGUGAUGAUGACUCACAAGAACCGCUGCGACCUUUCAUCGAAGCUGAGAGGGAAUUUGUACACCUGCAGGCCACCGGGGACCAUGACGGAGCUGUGCGGUGCUUGGAGGCAGUGCUGCGAGCAGAGCAGGCCACUGUGCAGCAAAUGCCAGAUACAAUGUUGUCAACGCUGUUCGAGCGGUUGGCUAUAGGCUACAAUACCCUGGGCAUGAAGCACUUGAAGGACAAUAACACUGAAGUCUCAUGCAAAUUCUUCGAGAAAGCAGAAGCCCUGACAGACCCUGCGAAUUUGCAUAUGAAUCCUGAGUCUCGUCUCGUCUUGAGAGCGGUGACAUACAACAAUAUGGGAUGCUUUUACAAAAGCUUUGGAAAGCUUCACACAGCCCUACAGUACCUGAAGAAGGCACAGAAGAUUGAAGAGAGGUCGCAUGGCAGAUGCCAAAACCCAGCAGGCACCCAUUUGAACCUGUGCGCUCUGUUGUCUCAAAUGGGAAAGCAUCAAGAGGCACUCCAACAUGCUGAGAAAGCUUUGAAGAAGCUUGAGGCCCAAGCGCAUUCACAGCAGCCAUCCCAGCCUGCUGAGAGUGUAACUGGCAGCACCAAUAGUGAGAGCCUAAUUUGUGUUGCGUACUUCAACAUGGGCGCAGAAUAUGAGCACUUAAAGAAGAACAAUGAUGCGCUGUGGCACUACCAGAGAGCGCAUGAAAGUUGCUUGCAAGAAUUGGGGGAAGAGCACCCUCUCAGCAAGCAAAUACAAGCCUGCGUGGACCAAUUGCAGCAAAGGGCCAAGCAGAAGGCGAAACCAGUGUGAGCAAUGUUUCAUCAUGAUUUUGCACGUUGAUGCAAUGCUUGGGCUGUUUAUGUGUAUGUUUCUUCAAAUCAAUGUUGCACGUGUGUUGCAUCGUGCUGCAAUCUCAGUUGUUUCACCAUUUGGGUCCGUUUCCUAUCAUUUCAACUUUUCCAGGAAAGCUGUCAAGUCGGGCAACUUUUAACAAACGCGUUUUGCGAUGAAUUUCAUGUUUCACAUAUCGCCGCGAAACUAUCCGGUGUACAGUACUUGCAUGCCUUUACACAUUGAAAGAGCGCGGAGUCCUUUUGGACCAUAAAAGCGGUCCGCGGUUCACGAUGUACACUUCUCUAUUCUGCGUGUCAUGUCUUUGACAUGUGAGCACCUCAU
Durusdinium trenchii is the source of this 1561-nucleotide messenger RNA. Lineage: Eukaryota; Dinophyceae; Suessiales; Symbiodiniaceae. The record is from the annotation of a GenBank genome assembly.